AUGGCUCGAACUUCGAAGCCCUCUAUAUUCAGGAAUAUGGAUACCUUCCUAUCCUCGAAGCUCUCAAAUCUAUCUCAAUAUCCAGAAACCGCUCCCAGCUUGCCAAACGCCAGACUCGCCAGUCCUCCAGCUUCUCGUCCUCAUACCCCACAUCAGAUAUUGGCUUUCAACACCAUGGAGGUUCUCAAAGCUCUAGCCUCUCGCCUAACCACAAAUUCCACACCUAAUCAAAUCCCACGGGCCACGAUAGAACAAGAACUGCCAUCCUCCCCCGUCCCUGAGCGACCGACCGGGUCGAGCUUGAUUAAUUACCAAACGCCUAUCGGGCAAACUGGGCCCUGCCCAAAAUUUGGCUUAAUGCGCGGCGGCGCUCGCCGCAAAAACCAGUUUGUGGCUUCCCGGUCCCCCCAGACUCCUUGCCCGCUGGCCGAGGACCAGCUGGAGCUGGCCCCGGCGGCCCCCGUCGCCCCUGUCGCCACUGUCCCCCCCGCCGUCGAGCAGCGGCAAGCUGUAUAUUUAUUGUAUCUUCAGAAUCUUACCAAUCGCCCCCCUGAGCAGUACCAAGCUGCUUAUCAUCAGAUUCAUCCUUCCGACAUCAUUAACGCAUACGGAUUGGGAUUACUGUAUACCGUUAUUUUUAUUAUCGCACUUAUCCUCGCCUUUCGCUUGCCCGCCAUUUUCCUGUAG
Messenger RNA from Amorphotheca resinae ATCC 22711, 687 nucleotides. RefSeq lists its product as hypothetical. The transcript has 8 exons. Bases 1 to 687 code for a protein of 228 amino acids. Lineage: Eukaryota; Fungi; Ascomycota; Leotiomycetes; Helotiales; Amorphothecaceae. The record is from RefSeq and is a predicted model, not a curated record.